Molecule: messenger RNA, 2529 nt
Organism: Amaranthus tricolor (Joseph's coat)
Lineage: Eukaryota; Viridiplantae; Streptophyta; Magnoliopsida; Caryophyllales; Amaranthaceae
Product: ABC transporter B family member 25
Exons: 17
Coding region: 401-2338 (645 amino acids)
Biological process (GO): transmembrane transport
Cellular component (GO): membrane
Molecular function (GO): ATP hydrolysis activity; ABC-type oligopeptide transporter activity; ATP binding
Source: RefSeq, a predicted model, not a curated record
AGGUUGUGCUAAAUUGUGAGUAAUGAGAAUAGGGCCAAUUCGGCAAUAGGGAAGUCGUGAUCCCUGACGAAAUGAAAUUUGUCCGAACGUAAGAGGUGGAUUCAGUGCAAUGUGAUCAGAUCCCCCCCGUGGGUUUUUCUCCACAAAUUCCACUGUUUACUUAGUUAGUGGUGGCAGUAAGAUAGUCGCAAUGUCCACCCCUUUUUUGUCCCCAUUUGCACCCACUUUUCUUAACCCAAGUCAAAUUUUCUACGCUUUGUUAACCUAUAAAUUCUAUAUUUAACCUUAAAGCAUCAUGCCUUUUCACACUUUUUAAGUGUCAUUUUUAAUUAAUAUUGUCCAGAGUUUCAGUAAAAGGCGCACUUAUUGGAGUGGGUAGAAAACCCACCAAGGAAAAAGCAUGAAUUUUGGAAGACAUGGUGGUGGUGGUGGGGGGUAUGGUUUUGGUGGUGGGGGUGGUGGUGGUGAUAGAGUUCCUCUUUUGUCUCGCCAUGGUGGCUACAAGCGAAAUGAUUUUGCCGAAGAUGGCUUAUCCGACUUAGAGAAUGGGAGUGCUUCAGCUGCAAAUGUGGGAUUCUGUCGGGUUCUGUCUCUGGCAAAACCUGAUGCACCAAAACUAAUUAUAGCUACAGUUGCUCUUUUGAUUGCGGCCACAUCAAACAUAUUAGUUCCAAAGUUUGGUGGAAAAAUAAUCGAUAUUGUCUCAGGAGAAAUCAGUUCACCAGAACAGAAAUCCAAAGCUCUGGAAGCUGUCAAGAGUACUAUACUAGAGAUCAUCCUGGUUGUCGUUUUAGGUUCAUUGUGCACAGGAUUAAGGGCAUGGCUAUUUAAUUCUGCUAGUGAAAGGGUUGUUGCAAGACUGAGAAAGAAUUUAUUCUCCCAUCUAAUUCACCAGGAAAUAGCUUUUUAUGAUGUUACUCGAACAGGAGAGCUUUUGAGUAGACUAUCUGAAGAUACCCAAAUCAUAAAGAAUGCUGCUACGACAAAUCUUUCUGAGGCUUUGAGAAAUUUAGCUACGGCUUUUAUUGGUCUUGGUUUUAUGUUUGCAACAUCAUGGAAGUUAACAUUGUUAGCUUUGGUUGUUGUGCCUCCAAUCUCUGUCGGGGUACGUAAAUUUGGUCGUUUUCUUCGUGAGCUAUCACACAAAACGCAGGCUGCAGCAGCAGCAGCAUCUUCAAUCGCAGAGGAGUCUUUUGGCGCCAUUCGCACCGUAAGGUCCUUUGCCCAAGAAGAAUAUGAAGUUCAGCGGUACUCUGAGAAAGUUGAGGAGGCAUUAAACUUGGGACUUACACAAGCUAAAGUUUCAGGAAUGUUCUUUGGAGGAUUAAAUGCAGCGUCCACCUUGUCAGUUAUUGUUGUGGUGAUAUAUGGAGCUAUUCUGACGAUCAAUGGUACCGGCAUGACACCUGGUGCUUUGACCUCCUUCAUCCUUUACAGCCUCACAGUUGGAUCAUCCAUAUCUGGACUGUCGGGAUUAUACACGGUGGCAAUGAAAGCUGCUGGAGCAAGUAGACGUGUCUUCCAACUUUUAGAUCGAACCUCAUCCAUGGAGAAAUCAGGAUCUAAGUGUCCAUUAGGUGAUCAAGAUGCGGAGGUAGAAUUAGAUGAUGUCUGGUUCUCAUAUCCGUCCCGUCCAAAUCACAUGGUACUUAAGGGAAUAACGUUAAAAUUGCUGCCUGGUUCAAAAGUCGCUCUUGUUGGUCCAAGUGGUGGCGGAAAAACAACAAUCGCACAUUUGAUUGAAAGAUUUUAUGAUCCUACCAAGGGGAAGAUCUUGCUGAGCGGGGUUCCAUUAGUAGAAAUAUCUCACAAGCACUUGCAUAGCAAGAUAAGCAUUGUAAGCCAGGAACCUACUCUCUUCAAUUGCUCGAUAGAAGAGAACAUCGCUUAUGGACUGAAUGGCAAAGCCAGCACCGCUGAUAUAGAAAAUGCUGCUAAAAUGGCAAAUGCACAUGAGUUUAUAUCCAAGUUUCCCGAGAAGUAUCAGACUCAUGUUGGAGAACGCGGGGUCAGGCUAUCAGGCGGGCAAAAACAGCGAAUAGCAAUAGCUAGAGCUCUGCUGAUGAACCCAAAAGUACUACUCUUGGAUGAAGCAACAAGCGCUCUUGAUGCAGAAAGUGAAUACCUAGUUCAGGAUGCCAUGGACCGUUUGAUGAACGGACGAACUGUCCUUGUAAUAGCACACAGGCUUUCUACUGUCAAAAGUGCGAACACGGUAGCAGUUAUAUCCGACGGUCAGGUGGUGGAAAGUGGCACUCAUGAAGAACUUUUGAGCAAGGAUGGCAUCUACACUGCACUCGUAAGGCGGCAGUUGCAAGUUCCGAAAGCUGAAAACUGACAUGUAUGAUCAAUUCUUGCUAGUUGCAAGCCUAGAUAGUUGAAUUUAUCUACCACUUGUAAUAUUUCUAAAUAAUAAUGAAGAUCACUGAUUGUUGCUGAGAACACUAUAGUUGCUAUUUGGGCAUUGCAAAAAUUGUACUAUAAAUAACAUUAUAUUCUAGGAUGAAUGCACUAGAGUGUUUUGUUCUA